Messenger RNA from Scomber japonicus (chub mackerel), 603 nucleotides. It is a transcript of the gene igf3, whose product is annotated as insulin-like growth factor 3. The record is from RefSeq and is a predicted model, not a curated record. Gene Ontology annotation, molecular function: hormone activity. Gene Ontology annotation, cellular component: extracellular region. Bases 10 to 603 code for a protein of 197 amino acids. Lineage: Eukaryota; Metazoa; Chordata; Actinopteri; Scombriformes; Scombridae. The transcript has 4 exons.
ACAGACAGGAUGCACUCCUCACGCUGCCCUUCUGCAAGACCAUUGACACUGAAGGUGUUGUGUGCUCGGAUGUGUAUGUUGUACUCUACCAUGAGCCUGCUGGGCUGGCCUCUCGCCUCAGAUGCAGCCAGACUCCGCUGUGGCUCCGACCUGCUCAGUGACCUUAUAUUUGUAUGUGGUGAUCGUGGAAUCUAUUUAGGUAAAGGUAUGUGGUCCGGUUACGGUGCUCGGCCCAGAGGGAAGGGAAUAGUGGACAAAUGCUGCCGGUCAGUCGGCUGUGAACUACAUCAUCUAGAGAUGUAUUGUGCUAAACCUAAGAGCCAGCAGCACACUACAGCUUACCCAACCACAACCACUGCACAGCAUACCAGCACACAAACAGACAUGGCACAGCUGUUCCAAGAAGUAUUUCAUAAGAGACUUUUUGAGCACCUUGGAGCACCCAGCAGUCCAAAAAGGGCAUCUUAUAGAACAAAAACACAGCCUUCACGCCAACAGAAAAGCAGAGAUUCAUCAUCACGCAGGAAGAUGAACUCACAGCACACGACCAGCAGGCCUUCUUCCACCUUCAGGAGUCUCCCUCAGAGAACAAACAACUUCUAA